Pistacia vera is the source of this 1149-nucleotide messenger RNA. Its product is annotated as adenylate kinase, chloroplastic. The transcript is spliced from 8 exons. NCBI's taxonomy places the organism in Eukaryota, Viridiplantae, Streptophyta, Magnoliopsida, Sapindales, Anacardiaceae. The record is from RefSeq and is a predicted model, not a curated record. Gene Ontology annotation, cellular component: cytoplasm. Gene Ontology annotation, molecular function: AMP kinase activity; ATP binding; nucleoside diphosphate kinase activity. Gene Ontology annotation, biological process: nucleoside triphosphate biosynthetic process. The coding region runs from base 42 to 917 and encodes 291 amino acids.
CAAAAAUCAAAACCAUCGAGGGAGAGACGGAAGCAGCAAAAAUGGCUUCAACUUGCUGCGUAAAUUCGCCUAUGAAUGUGAAAGCUAAUUCUCUCUCUCCCUCUUGUUCAACUAAGCCUAAGCACAUUCUCGCUACCCAUUUGAGCUUUGCUUCUAACAACGCAUCUUUCUCUCUCAAUUUACAUGAAAACCCUCGUUUUCAGAAGACCCGCUCGCCCAAGGUCGUCAAUUUCCAGGUAGUGGCAUCAUCGGCAAAGACAAAGCCUUUAAAGAUAAUGAUAUCAGGAGCUCCUGCUUCUGGUAAAGGUACUCAAUGUGAGCUCAUCACUAAGAAAUAUGGCUUGGUGCAUAUUGCUGCUGGAGAUUUACUGAGGGCUGAAAUUGCUUCAGGAAGUGAAAAUGGGAAGCGAGCAAAGGAAUACAUGGAGAAAGGACAGUUGGUACCAGACGAAAUUGUUGUCAUGAUGGUGAAGGAACGUCUGUCGCAGCCAGAUUCUUUAGAAAAGGGUUGGCUUUUGGAUGGAUAUCCUAGGAGCUCAUCACAGGCAACUGCUCUUAAGAAAUUUGGUUUCCAGCCUGAUCUUUUCAUUCUCUUAGAAGUCUCAGAAGAUAUUCUUGUUGAGAGAGUUGUGGGUCGUAGGUUAGAUCCUGUAACAGGGAAGAUAUACCACUUGAAGUACUCUCCCCCAGAAACUGAAGAAAUAGCUGCGAGGCUAACCCAACGCUUUGAUGAUACAGAAGAAAAGGUGAAAUUACGUUUGCGUACGCAUCAUCAGAAUGUGGAGGCAGUACUUUCAAUGUAUGAAAACAUAACAAUUAAGGUUAAUGGAAACGUGGCAAAGGAGGAUGUCUUUAUUCAAAUUGAUAAUGCUCUGACCAAACUACUUGAGCAAAAGAAAACCGCUCUGGCUGCAUAGAUGAAGGUGCGGGUGGUUCAGUGUUGAUAGACCUUGAUGGAAGGAGAGAAUUUUGUUGCAUGACUAAGCAGCUACGGAAAAUGCAUGGCAUUAUCAUUAUAUGUAUAUGCCUCAUUAUUUGACUAAUUGGUUGUACGUACAAUCGCUGUACGAAAGACUUUUUGAAUUGUAUGUCUUUAAGAAAAAGUGAUCAUCAUGAUUAAGUCUAAAUUUCUGGAGAUUUCUUGUUCAA